Messenger RNA from Capronia coronata CBS 617.96, 984 nucleotides. RefSeq lists its product as uncharacterized. The transcript is spliced from 2 exons. Gene Ontology annotation, molecular function: protein binding. NCBI's taxonomy places the organism in Eukaryota, Fungi, Ascomycota, Eurotiomycetes, Chaetothyriales, Herpotrichiellaceae. Bases 1 to 984 code for a protein of 327 amino acids. The record is from RefSeq and is a predicted model, not a curated record.
AUGGAUAUCCCCUAUCGAAGUUUUGCCUAUUCUCACCCCUUCAAGAUCCUCGUCGGCCCCGAGAAGAGAGCGGUUCAUAUACAUUCCGGGCUUCUAAAACAGCAUUCCGAGACUUUGGCUGCUCUUGUGGGCGGUGGCAUGACCGAGGCACAGGAACUAUGUGCACACCUUGAAGAUAUCGAGCCGGAUACUUUCAUUCGCUUCAUGGAAUUUGCAUACACUGGCGAUUACACGGUGCCGAACCCGGAGUUGCAGUGCUUCUCGUCGGACGGCGUUGCUGGCCAGUCGCUUCCUGGGCUUGACAAUCAAGAGAUGGAGGGCGUCGGUGUAGAUGCGCCAAAUAACCCCGUAUCGCCGCCUAAGGAGACCACAAAUUGGGACAUCGAGUCUGACUUUUGGAGAUUCCCAAGAGCGUCAAAAAGGAACAGCAAGAAUCAUACUGGACUCCGCAAUCCAUGGUUUGAACGCAGCAACGCGGAUGUCGUCACUCCUCCAGAAGCCAUAGAAGAGCCAGGGUUUGGAAUUCAACGACCACGGGAUUCCAAAUGGUGGCGCGAAUUCAAGAGCAAGUCACAGCCUCGAGAGCCACGCGCAUGGGAGCCGAGAGCGAACCAGCGGCCCGACGAAGACUAUGGGCCAGUUCUGCUAUCUCACGCAUAUCUCUACGUCUUCUCCGAUCGAUAUAGCAUAAAGCCCCUGCAGGAGCUCGUGCUCCAGAAGCUUCGACUAACACUAUGCAAGUUCACUCUAUUUCCAGAGCGAGCUGGGGAUGUCGUCGAAUUGCUCAAGUACACAUACGCAAACACGAUGGACCAUGAUGAGGGCAUUGACAAGCUUCGAAAUCUGGUGACUGAAUAUGUUGUCUGCCAGAUCCAUGCAAUAGCCACAAACCCUGACUUUUUGGAAUAUCUGAAAGAGGAGGGCUUCGCAGCCAAGGACCUGAUGGUCAAGCUGGUCCAGCGGUUGGAUCCUGAGUCGGAAUAA